CGUCACUGAGUGACGUCACACACAUGGUCAUGCAGUGGGCUCAAUUCCUGGAUCAUGACUUCACCAGCACCGCCGUUGAACGAGGUGCUGAUGGAGCCACCAUCAUCUGUUGUGAAGAUGACGUCCCUGAGGGCAUCCCUGUCAGCAGCCUCAACCUCACUGAUAGACGCCAGUGCUUUCCGAUUCCAGUUCCAGGUGGUGACCGGAGGUUCAACCGUAGCUGUCUCAACUUUGUCCGCUCAGUGCAGAUAGCAAACGCAGACUGUAACUUGGCCCCAGGAGAGCAGUUGAACCAGCUGACCGCCUUUGUCGAUGCAUCCCAAGUGUAUGGCUCAACACCAGAGGAGCAGGACGAACUCCGGUCUUACAUGAAAGGUUUGCUUAGGACAUCAUUUAUGAGGCCAGAACUGCUCCCGAGAAAUCCUGUUUUGGACUGCAUCACGUUCACUGGGCCAAACUUUUGUUUCUUGGCCGGUGACGAGAGAGUGGACGAACACAUGUCUCUGGCAAGUAUGCACACCAUCUGGCUACGGGAACACAACAGAGUGGCCAGGAAGCUUGCACGUAUCAACCCGCACUGGGGUGAUGAGCGGCUGUUCCAGGAAGCCAGGAGGAUUGUGGGAGCCUAUGAUGCAGCACAUCACUUUCGUCGACUUCCUUUCUCUCGUCCUCUCCCCCAAGCUUCUUUUAAGUUUGGGCUCCGUCCAUCGACUGGUCCUGUCAAUAUUUACAAUGCCAAUGUUGAUGCAAGUAUUCACAAUGCCUUUGCUACAGCUGCCUACCGCUUUGGACACUCCAUGAUAAGAUCCUUCUUUAGUCGUCCAAACAGGAGAUUUAAGGGUGGAGAAGAUCUUCAACUUAGAGACUCAUUUGGAAACACAUCCAUCAUCCUAUCAACCGAUGGUGAUGCUAUAAAUCAAUUAACAAGAGGACUGGUGGUUGACAGGGCCAAUUCUGUGGACAGACACAUCACCCCUGAACUAACAGACUUCCUCUUCCCAGAUGAUGAAGGUGACAGCAUGGAUCUGAUGUCUUUAAACAUUCAGCGUGGCCGUGACCAUGGUCUUCCAGGAUACAAUGAUUGGCGGAGGUGGUGUGGACUCCCGGAAGCUGAAAACUUCUCCACAGGUCUUGGUGGUCUUGUGGAUCAUCCAGAAGAUGCUGCUGCUUCUCUGCGAGCGCUGUACAGAACUCCCGAUGACAUUGAUCUGUUCUCUGGAGGCGUGUCUGAACGCCCUCUUAACGGAGGACUCUUGGGGAACACUUUCUCGUGCAUUGUCGGCAGUCAGUUCGAGUUGCUGAAGAUUGGUGACAGAUUCUGGUAUGAAACUGAUGAUGCAGUUGUGGGGUUUACACCAGAACAACUAGCCGAGAUCCGGAAGACGUCUCUCUCCCGUGUGGUCUGCGACAACACCGACACCGUCAUAAUCCAACCUAACGCCUUCAAGAAGGCAGGACCAGGGAACAAAAUCAGAUCAUGCAAACAGCUGCCAGAAGUGGAUAUAUGGGCGUGGCAAGACUCGCAAGGCACGUGUGGGUCGGGAUGUGGGUUUCGGAAGUGGGGACCCUGGGGACAUUGUGUGCGUGGAUGUCGCUUCAGAACACGUGUGCGCCGCUGCAGAACGUGCGGGUACGGGGACCUCUUCCAGUCACGAAGGUGCCGCUCCUAUGUCGGCCACAGAUACAGUGGAAAAUGCAACCGGCUGUAUCGGUACGCGAAGCGCUGGUACUGAAACGUAACCUGGUACCAGUCUCACGAUGUCUUGCAGUUAAAUAAAGCAGCUAUUUCUUAA
Haliotis rubra (blacklip abalone) is the source of this 1793-nucleotide messenger RNA. RefSeq names its product peroxidasin-like. Bases 24 to 1733 code for a protein of 569 amino acids. NCBI's taxonomy places the organism in Eukaryota, Metazoa, Mollusca, Gastropoda, Lepetellida, Haliotidae. Gene Ontology annotation, molecular function: heme binding; peroxidase activity. Gene Ontology annotation, biological process: response to oxidative stress. The transcript has 9 exons. The record is from RefSeq and is a predicted model, not a curated record.